Molecule: messenger RNA, 2072 nt
Organism: Corticium candelabrum
Lineage: Eukaryota; Metazoa; Porifera; Homoscleromorpha; Homosclerophorida; Plakinidae
Product: aminopeptidase B-like
Exons: 17
Coding region: 6-1874 (622 amino acids)
Biological process (GO): proteolysis
Molecular function (GO): metalloaminopeptidase activity; zinc ion binding
Source: RefSeq, a predicted model, not a curated record
UUGGAAUGGCAGCACUGAGGUCCGACCCGACGUCUGCAUCCAAUCUAGAUGACUACUCACCUGUUCACUAUCACUUGGAUAUCUUCUGUGAUUUCGAAUCAAAGACGCUGCGCGGAAGCGUGGAACUGACGCUGAAAAAGAGGAGCAGCUCUUUAUGUAGCAAAGUGAUCUUAGAUAGUCAAGAUAUCCAGAUUCAUUCAGUGAAGAGAGGCUCUCAAGCUCUUUCCUUCCUAGUUCAUCCAUUCAGAAAAUAUGGCUCUGCAUUGCACAUAGACAUUCCUGAUGAUCUGCAAAACUUGACAGAAUUCAAACUUUCUAUCAGUUUUACAUCAGGCUCUGGUGCUGCUUUGUGUUGGCUUGAUCCUGUCCAGACAGCUGGCAAGAAAAUGCCUUAUUUGUUCACACAAGGUCAAGCAGUGUUGAAUCGAUCUUUCUUUCCUUGCAUGGACUCUCCCUCAGUAAAGUCAACUUGGUCAGCAUCAAUCAAGGUACCAGAAGGAUUCAAUGUUGUUAUGAGCGCAUCACAGUGGAAACCUCCUAGGCAAUUAGAUGGCCAUUUGGAGUGCUGCUUUAACAUGGAUGUGCCUAUUCCCAUCUACUUAUUGGCAAUGGCAGUGGGUGACAUUGGCUCUAAGGAAAUUGGUCCAAGGAGUCGAGUGUGGACUGAGCCAUGUUUACUGGAUAAAGCUCAGUAUGAGUUCCAAGAAGUCACUGAAAAGUUUGUGAGCACUGGUGAACGCUUAUUUGGUCCGUAUGUUUGGACCAGAUAUGACAUCCUGGUGAUGCCACCAUCAUUUCCAUAUGGAGGUAUGGAGAAUCCGUGUUUGACUUUUGUUACACCAACUUUGUUGGUUGGUGACAGGUCACUCACUGAUGUCAUCAUGCAUGAGAUAUCACAUAGUUGGUUCGGCAACUUGGUCACAAACUCUAGCUGGAGUGAAUUUUGGCUCAAUGAGGGCUUAACCAUGUAUGCCCAGCGUCGAAUUUGUUCUGAGAUUCUAGGACAUCCGUUUACGUGCUUGGAGGCAGCCACAGGAAAGGCAUUGUUAUUGCAGGAUAUUGAACUCUUUGGAGAGGAUCAUAACUUCACUAAGUUGCGUGUUGACCUUGACCCAGAAGAUGAUCCUGAUGAUACCUAUUGUGAAAUACCUUAUGAGAAAGGAUAUUGUUUUGUGAGCUAUCUCAGAAGCUUGGUAACUUCUCAUGAGGAGUUUGAUGAGUUUUUGAAAGGUUAUGUUAAGAAGUAUUCAUACCAGAGUGUAGUAUCCAGUGAUUUUUUGGACACUUUCUUGGAACAUUUCCCGAACCUCAAGGGGGUGGAAACUAGGAAGGGUUUUGAGUUUGAUCGAUGGCUGGAUACACCAGGCACACCUGUCUAUUUUCCUGAUCUUUCUGAGGGGGAAACUUUGAUGAAGCCAGCAGAAGCUUUGGCAGAACAUUGGGCUCAAGGCUCUGGUCCAUCUGGUGAAGGAGCUGUGGGAAUUGAAGCUGUAAAAGAUUGGCACACCUAUCAGAAGUUGCAUUUUUUGGACAAACUUCUCAGUUAUGAUUGUCUUUCACAUGAGACAUUGGAUUGUCUUGCCAGAGAUUAUCCCUUUAUUUCACAAACACACAAUGCAGAAAUUCGUCUUCGUUGGUCACAGAUCACACUCAAGAAUGUCUACACACGUGAUUUUCCUAAUGUCAGAAGAUUUCUCAAUGAACAAGGCAAACUGAAGUACACUGUACCACUUUAUCGGAUUAUGGUGACUGGCUCAAAAGCAGUCCAAGAAUUUGCUCAGUCUGUAUUCGAGGAGACUGAAGCUAAGUUGCACCAAAUAGUGAGGGACAGGGUACUCAGGUUGCUGAAGGAAAUGAAACCUGCUGACAAGUGAUGAGGUGACAGACAAAGGAUUGUGACAUUUGCAUAAUGUUGACUUGAUUUGCAACCAUAUCGAUUAGUUGACAAUAAUCACAACAAUUUUUGCAGUAUGGGGUAUGAUUGCAGUGGUUAUGUCCAUGAUAGAUAUGCGUCAUUGAUGGUUGUUGCUGAUUGUUUGUUGAAUUGAUUUAUAUUUAUAACUAUUUUUACA